Molecule: messenger RNA, 647 nt
Organism: Dothidotthia symphoricarpi CBS 119687
Lineage: Eukaryota; Fungi; Ascomycota; Dothideomycetes; Pleosporales; Dothidotthiaceae
Exons: 1
Coding region: 260-466 (68 amino acids)
Source: RefSeq, a predicted model, not a curated record
CCUCGCACAAGUGAUCAAUCGCCGCAGACAUCUCAGACCUCAUCUAAAACCUGCUUGAGUCUAUCGAUUUUAUAAUUCCAGCUGAUUGUCUGUCCGUCAACAUCGGAAUACUUUCCAGAAUCAAGACCCUGUCUCCCUGUUUGCGGAAUGAGCUUUGCCCAGCGAGUCCAGAGCACCGAUAGUCACCGCCGCCAACAUUUCAUAUCCACACUGACGGCUCGAAUGUUACAGUGAAUCUGUAUCUCCAAUCUGAGACACUAUGGUUCUUACCUCCAAUUGUCGGAUCUCUCUCAUCGCCCCAGAAAGCUACGCUUCCCUCAUAUGUUGUGUCAGCAUCCGAUUAUAUCAUCCUCCCACAGAGACGACCAGACCGCUGAUCAGGCGUGUUCUCUACUACCGAAUAUCCAGUGAUUAUUCCCAGUUCUCUUGUCGUGUUGGAAGCGUAAUUACGGCUGCACGCACGUGAUGUCGGGAUGCGUAUCGGCAGCUUUGGAAUAGCUAUGAUUGGGUACAUGGAGGAGUAUGUCGAGGAAGAUGCAGUUGUAGACCGAGACCAUCUUUCGGAGCUACUCAGAAUACUUUACAGGGAGCUGAAGGAGGGGAAGAAGCCACUUCGUCAGUGGAUAGAGGAGUUGAAGAAUGCCCUU